Zonotrichia leucophrys gambelii is the source of this 957-nucleotide messenger RNA. RefSeq names its product microtubule associated protein 1 light chain 3 gamma (gene MAP1LC3C). The transcript is spliced from 4 exons. Gene Ontology annotation, molecular function: ubiquitin protein ligase binding. The record is from RefSeq and is a predicted model, not a curated record. Bases 189 to 620 code for a protein of 143 amino acids. Gene Ontology annotation, cellular component: autophagosome membrane; cytosol; autophagosome. Gene Ontology annotation, biological process: autophagosome assembly; cellular response to nitrogen starvation; autophagy of mitochondrion. Lineage: Eukaryota; Metazoa; Chordata; Aves; Passeriformes; Passerellidae.
ACGAAGCGCCGCGCUGUCCCGCCCGCAGAACCCCUUGGGGCGCUGGCACCCACACGGCGGCAGAGCGCAGAGCUGUGGGACGGCCGGGAGAGGCGGGAUCGGCCGCCGCGCUUCUCCCGUUGGCUGCGGGGCUGGGCAGGCCCCGUCCGUGCGAGGCGCGGGCGCGGCGGCGGCUCCGAGGCGGGAGGAUGCGGGCGGCGCCCGGGGCGCAGCCGGAUCGGCCCUUCAAGCUCCGGAAGAGUCUCGCCACCCGGCGGGAAGAAGUAGCAGGGAUCCGAGCCAAGUUCCCGACAAAAAUCCCGGUAAUUGUUGAGAGAUACCAUAAAGAGAAAUACCUUCCUGUCUUGGACAAAACCAAGUUUCUGGUUCCUGAGGAGCUGACCAUGGCGCAGUUCAUAACCAUCAUCAGAAGCAGGAUGGCUCUGACAGCUACACAAGCUUUCUACCUGCUGGUGAACAACAAAAGCCUAGCCAGCAUGUCCUUGACAAUGGCAGAAGUGUACAGGGACUACAAAGAUGAAGAUGGCUUUGUGUACAUGACCUAUGCUUCCCAGGAGAUGUUUGGAUGCUUGUUACCCACUGCCCAAGGGAAAACUGUGGAAUGCUUUCAGAAAAUCUAAGCUUGGGUUCAUAUGGUGCAGCAAAGCAGUUGGCUCUGAAUCAUGCUUGUGAUACGAACCUUGGAGAUGCUCCUUCCAGUGUGAGCUCUUGAGCUCUGUAGUGGGAGUUAUGACACAAAAGCUGGCAGGACCAGCUUAAGGCAGAAAUGGUGGUACACUUUCCCUAGGUAAUAAUUUGGAUAUAUAUUUUUAUAUUUGAAGACACUAUGGGUUAGGUUUUUUUGUCUUUUGAACUGCACCCCCACUGCUUUGCAAUAUUGGUGUUUAUUGUGAAACUGAUUUUUAAGGUUUCCUGAAAGCUCUAAGUCUCAGAGAAAAAUAAAGAACCUUUUAAGUA